UACGUUGCUUGGUGACGAAGAAGCCUGGCUUGACAAUUUCCUGUAGCAUCGCUGACCAAAAAAAAAUUAAUCAAAGUUUGACCUAUAGACAGUAAAACUCGCUCGUGCAUCAAGGGAAACUUAACAUCAACUUAUUCGAUCGAUUCGCUAUGUAAACACUCCGAUUAGAGGAUUAUGGAGAGCUAUGUUUUUAUCCGAGUGGUGGGGAAGGGGAGUUACGGGGAGGUGAAUCUGGUGCAACACAAAUCUGACCGCAAACAGUACGUCAUCAAGAAGCUGAACCUAAGAACAUCGUCGAAGCGAGAGCGCCGGGCGGCUGAACAAGAAGCGCAGCUUCUCUCACAGCUCAAACAUCCAAACAUCGUCACUUACCGGGAAUCAUGGGAAGGAGAAGACUAUCAGCUUUACAUAGUUAUGGGUUUCUGUGAGGGGGGAGACUUGUAUCAUAGGCUCAAGCAGCAGAAGGGGGAGCUGCUGCCUGAGAAACAGGUGGUGGAGUGGUUCGUCCAGAUCGCCAUGGCAUUGCAGUAUUUACACGAGAAACACAUCCUGCACAGAGAUUUGAAAACGCAGAACAUCUUCCUGACCAAGACCAACAUUAUCAAAGUGGGUGAUCUGGGCAUCGCUCGGGUUCUGGAGAAUCAGAACGACAUGGCCAGCACCCUGAUCGGAACGCCGUACUACAUGAGCCCUGAGCUUUUCUCCAACAAGCCGUACAACUACAAGUCGGAUGUUUGGGCUCUGGGCUGCUGCGUGUAUGAGAUGGCGACCCUGAAGCACGCCUUCAAUGCAAAAGACAUGAACUCGCUGGUGUAUCGCAUCGUAGAAGGAAAGUUGCCUCAGAUGCCAAGUAAAUACGAUCCUCAGCUAGGAGAGCUGAUCAAGCGAAUGCUGUGUAAGAGGCCAGACGACAGACCUGAUGUCAAGCACAUUCUACGGCAGCCCUACAUCAAGCAGCAGAUCGCUGUCUUUUUAGAAGCAACCAAAGAGAAAACUUCCAGAUCCCGAAAGAAGACGAACAACAGGCCUAGCAGAGAUACACCCGCGGUGCCUGUUCUUCAAAAACAAGAGUCACAGUGUGUUAACUCUGAGCUGAAAUGCGGAGGAAAAAAGUCCGAGGAACACCACUCCUCUCAAUCUAAACAUCACAAUGGCAUAAAGGACAAUAUUCUCCCAACCCCACCCCUCUCCCCAAAAUCCCCGAGCCAGGGGGCUCUGAACUCGACGGGUCAGAAUAUAGCGACCAUCAGCAACAUUGACAUCGACAUUCAACCUCAGGAACAGAGAGACAAGCUCCAAAAAGUGAAACCUCCUCGACCUGCAAUUUCCACAGCCAAACGGACAGAGAGAGAGGAGAAGAAGAAAGAGGACACUGCUGUUCCUCAGCCACACCUCAGAAAACAAGUAGCGGGUGUCCUUAUUGGAAAGGAUGAACGGUCCAUAGUUUUGAGUGGAGCGGUACCACCAAAACACACGGAAAGAAGCGAACCUGUAAAAGGCGGUCGAGGUCCGAAUGUUAACAUGGAGGAGGACACCAUGAAGCUGCUGCAGCAGGCAGCGAUGGAGGACAUAAAAACUGACAAGCGGGACACUACAGAGGUCAGAGACAAGCAAAAAACAGAGACGGAGCAUCAGUCAGGAGACCGAGUGACUAGUUUGGAAUCCACUGAUAAGCUGCUUGAGCCCUUUAUUCCAGUGGAGGUGCUGGAACCUCACAACCCAGAGCCUUCUGCAGCUCCUUCAGAAAACACCAAGCCUCCUCUUCAUCCUCCUUCCUCUUCCUCUGAGCCAUCCAUGUCUCGUCAGCGCAGACAGAAAAAGAGAGAAGUGGCCCACAAUGAGAGCAAAAUUAAAGCAGCCAAUUCCAGGCCUCUGCCUCCCCUCCUGGAAAAUUCCCCAUCUGUAGGCAUAAAAAGGAUAGAAGGAAGUGAGGUUGAGAUGGUUAAACACGCUGCACACUCCCAAAACGAGCCUGCACCACAGAACCGGCUUCUAUCAGCCCGAGAGAGGAGGCGGCUGAGGCAGUCACGAGAAAACCAGAGUGAACCAGCAGCUCCAGCUGUCAGAAGGGCAUCCUGCGACGUUGCCUCAUUAAAAGUCAAGCACACGGACCAGCCUGACUGCCCAAGACCUGCCAGCGUAGCUGCUGUAACACAAAAGGAGAGAAAGUCAUCAUGGCGUCAGUCGGAUGAGGAGGAGUGCAGCUCAUCGACCAGCUCCACCGAGCGCUCCGAGGGAGACUACAGAGAGGGCAAAAGCGAAACCAACGAGAUGCAGGACCUGGUCCAGAUGAUGACGCAGACGUUACGAAUGGACGGCACAAGUGAGCAGGAAAGCUCGCGGUGCAAAUCUACCAUGCUGCCUGAGUUCAAACUGAACAGGAAGUACCGAGACACGCUGAUGCUUCAUGGGAAAAGCAGAGAGGAAGAGCGCGACCUUCAUCUCAGUGACUUCCGCUCAGAUGACUCUUCCGGGCCGGCUAAGAUCAGGAGAGCCGUGGAGCACUUGCGCACAGACGUGGUUAAAGGACUCGGAGUGAAACUGCUGGACAAAGUCCUGGACAUCAUGCAGGAGGAGGACGAGGACAAGCGAGAGGUUUUGCUCCAGCAGCAGAUGGGGGAAGAGAAGUACAAAACGUACGGCGUCAUGGUGCGCCAACUAAAAUUCUUCGAGGACGUUGCGUUCAAAUGCUGAUAAAUCCGCAGACGAGCGAACACCGAUCAUGUCUCUGCUGAUGAUGUAAAUAUGACCCGAUGCAAUGUACUGUAUCCUCUGUAUUUAUGCAACUGACCAGCAUUUCAUUUCUGUUGUACGAUUGUACACUUCAAAUCAGUUCUCUAUUUGAUUGUUGAAAUUUUCUGCACAACAUAUUAUGUUUCUAAAAGUAGGAUGAUUUAUAAUAAACACUU
Messenger RNA from Hemibagrus wyckioides, 2909 nucleotides. It is a transcript of the gene nek4, whose product is annotated as NIMA-related kinase 4. The coding region runs from base 175 to 2694 and encodes 839 amino acids. Gene Ontology annotation, molecular function: ATP binding; protein kinase activity. Gene Ontology annotation, biological process: protein phosphorylation. NCBI's taxonomy places the organism in Eukaryota, Metazoa, Chordata, Actinopteri, Siluriformes, Bagridae. The transcript is spliced from 16 exons. The record is from RefSeq and is a predicted model, not a curated record.